Messenger RNA from Alligator mississippiensis (American alligator), 1624 nucleotides. RefSeq names its product GIPC PDZ domain containing family member 3 (gene GIPC3). The record is from RefSeq and is a predicted model, not a curated record. The coding region runs from base 44 to 997 and encodes 317 amino acids. Gene Ontology annotation, molecular function: protein binding. The transcript has 6 exons. Lineage: Eukaryota; Metazoa; Chordata; Crocodylia; Alligatoridae.
GUCAGGCAGACAAAACAAGAAGGCCGGCGAGGAGGAGAAGUCCAUGGAGAACGGAGUGGCUCAGGAGCUGGGGGCUGCAGAGGCCUCACCUGAGGUGGGGAGAAAGGACAGUGGCCCCGCUGCCCACUCUCACGGCUCGCAGCCACCCCCACGGGUGCGGCCCAGGCUGGUAUUCCACACACAGCUGGCCCAUGGCAGCCCCACAGGGAAGAUUGAGGGAUUCACCAAUGUGAAGGAGCUGUAUGCCAAAAUCGCCGAGGUCUUCAGCAUCUCUCCAACUGAGAUCCUGUUUUGCACACUCAACACCCACAAAGUGGACAUGCAGAAGCUGCUGGGGGGGCAGAUCGGCCUGGAGGACUUCAUCUUCGCACACGUCCGGGGCGAGACCAAGGAAGUGGAGGUGAUGAAGACGGAGGAUGCUCUGGGGCUGACCAUCACGGACAAUGGGGCAGGCUAUGCCUUCAUCAAGAGGAUAAAAGAAGGGAGCAUCAUCAACCGCAUCAAGACCGUGUGUGUGGGCGACAGCAUCGAGGCCAUCAACGACCAGACCAUUGUGGGCUGCCGCCAUUACGAAGUUGCCAAGAUGCUGAGGGAGCUGCCCAGGUCCCAGACCUUCACCCUCAGGCUGGUGCAGCCCAAAAAGGCAUUUGAUAUGAUUGGUCAGAGGACGAAGAGCAGCAAGUGCCCAGGCGAAGGCAGGGUGACCAGUGGGAAGGAAACGCUGCGACUCCGCACAAAGGGCACUGCCACCCUGGAGGAGCUGCCCAGCGAGUUCGAGGAGGAGGCUGCCCAGAAGGUGGACGACCUGCUGGAGAGCUACAUGGGUAUCCGGGACUCAGAUCUGGCUUCGACCAUGGUGGAGACGGCGAAGGAGCGACCGAGCCCUGAGGAAUUUGCCAAGGGCUUGGACUCGGUGCUGGGCGAGUUUGCCUUCCCUGACGACUUCGUGGCUGAGGUCUGGGCGGCCAUCAGUGAAGCCAAGGCGGGCAGGAAGUAGCAUGGUGCUGUGAGCACUUGUCCUGCGUCUCCCCGCCUUCCCCAAUGCCGUUGGGUCUUCCUCCCCCAGCUCCCAUCCCUGAUGUGUCUCCCCUGUCUUCCACUCUAAGCAGGGGGGCAGGGGCUCAGCUCAUGAGGUUUCCCUCUGGGCAGCCUUCGGCCUGUGCCCUGGACCCCAGGGGCCUGUUCCCUGCAGAGCUCAGGCUGUGGUGCAUGCUGUCAUUGCUCAGCAGCCAGGGGCCCUGCACAGUCUGGGCCCCCUCCUGCACCCAGGGAGCCAGUGGGCAUCAUGUUCUGAAAGGAUAAUGUGGAGCCACGGUGGUGUCACUGCCUCCCUCUUCCCCAUGUAUUCCUGCAGCUGGGCUAGGGUCUCCACAGGGUGGUCAGGUAGAAGCCCACCAGGGCCAGCAGUGGGGGGGCUGUCAUGGGGAUGGGCAUGGGGCUCACCCUUGCCCUCAGGACUCCUCCCCAGAGCCAGUGAGGGAGAAGAAGAGCUCACACUGUGCGGGCUCAGGAGCUGGCUGAAGCAGGACCAUCGCUGCAUGGCCCCUUUGCUGCAGGCGGUUGCAUGACUCUGUCAUUGCACGAAUCCCUUCCCUCUGAGCCCUAGUUCUUCCCUGGGCUGGCA